AUGAUUAUAACGAAACUAUAUGAUAUGGAAAAGCGACAAAUUUCUAUGGAAGAUAAAAUGAUCAAGAACAUUGCACACGAUAGUUCAAAUAAUAACAAUGGUUUAAAUGACAAGAAUGAGGGAGAAUCAUCGGAGCUUCCUUCAUGGUUUAUAGUACCAUAUGUACCGAGACUUACAGAUAAAUUCAAACAAUUUAACAGAAACAAUAUCAAGGUGGCAUAUUAUAGUGCUAAUAAGCUAAGAAAAUAUAUUAAAGUACAUAAAGAUCCACUUGAUUAUAUGUCUAAGACUAAUGUGGUAUAUAAGAUAAAUUGUAACGACUGCGAUGCGUCUUAUGUGGGACAAACAGGAAGGAAAUUAAAAACACGAAUUGCAGAACACCGUAAUCACAUUAGAUGGAAUACGAGCUCUAAAUCGGUGAUAACAGAUCACAGAUUGGAACAAGGACAUGAGUUCGAUUGGAAUAAUGUACAAAUUUUAGAUGAAGAACCGUGUUAUGGGAAACGUAUUGUCGCAGAGAUGCUCAACAUUAAAAAACAGCAAAACAGUCUUAACCUACAAACGGACACAUUAGAUCUGCAUGAAGCAUAUAUUCCUAUUAUAAACAAGAUAUGA
Molecule: messenger RNA, 615 nt
Organism: Cyphomyrmex costatus
Lineage: Eukaryota; Metazoa; Arthropoda; Insecta; Hymenoptera; Formicidae
Exons: 2
Coding region: 1-615 (204 amino acids)
Source: RefSeq, a predicted model, not a curated record